AUGUUUAAUACACUUAAAAAUUUAUUUGUUUCAUCACCAAAGAAACGUAAUGAAUCUGUAUUUUUAUCUUCUUCACCAAAUAUAGAAACAAGAAACAGGAUUGAAAAAAAAAUAUCUAAUUUUUCAUCAUCAUCAACUAAUAGAAAAACAUUAACUAAAUCCCCGAAGAAACUGACACCCAUUGAUGAAAGGAAAUUAAAGAAAAAGGGUAAAAAAUCAACAAAGAAUUUGAUAACUAAGAAGAGGCGAGAAUCAAUUGAGGAUGACUUUUUUUUCAAUUUGGAUACUUCACCAACCCCAGGUCCACUGAAAUUGACUAAAACAUCAUCACCUAAAGUACGAAAUAAGAUUGAUAUUAAAUCACCACUUCAAUUUCCAAAUCAGGGUUCACCAAUUGCAUCACCAGCACCUCAAAAAUUACAACCUGUUAGUGAAAAUUCACCGUCAUUUCAAAAAGAGAAAUCAACAAUAGCAAAUUCAAAAUCAUCAACAUCAUUAUUUCAAAAUCUACAACAUGUAAACGAAAAAUUACCAUCUCCUCAAAAAUCAAAACCAGUAAAUGAAAAAUCAGGCUCCUCAACUUCACUAUUACAAGGAGUUAGACCAAUAGUCGAAUUAAUAUCAUCACCAGCUCAAACACCACAACAUAGACGAAGUAUAUCACCGGUUCCCUCAAUAACACCAAAAAAGAAACCACGAAAAUCUCGAAAACGAAAAUCACCAAAACCACCAUCUCGAGAAGAAACAUUAAAAAUGUUUGAGGAAUUAACUGGAAUACAUGAAGAUCCAACUCAAAUAAAGAAAAGAAAAACAAUAGAAGCUAUGACUGAAGAGCAAUGGAGAGAAUAUGCAACGAAGAAUCCUAGGGUUCUUCAUGGUAUUCAAAUAAAUCUACCUCCUAAGGAUGAACAUGUCCAAUAUCAUAGGUUUGUGAAUGAAUAUACAGUACCGGCUUUUAGAAACGAUUAUGGUGUAAAGGUUAUUAAUGUUAUUAAUCGUCCACCUCCGAUUACUCAAUAUACAACAAAACAAGAAUUAAAUGAAAUAUUAACUACUUCAACACAAGCUUCACCUCAUACAAUAUUAGCUACUUCAACUCAAGCAUCACCUCCUAAAAUAACUAAUUCAACAUCACCUCCAAUAUUAGCUACUUCAACUCAAGGUUCAGCUCUCAAAAUAUCAGAAUUAAUUAAGGCUAGGAUUGCAAGAGAUAAAGAAAAACGUAAAAAGAAACUAGAAAUGGAGAAAGAGAAAGAAGAAAAGGACAUGAAGGAAAAGGAACUUAUUAAGAAUUUGAAAGAGGAAGAAGAAGAACGUAGACGAUUACAAAUGGAAAAUGAAAAACGAAUACAAUUGGAAAAAGAAGAAUAUGAAAAGAAACUACAAGUGCAAAAUACUCCAGUUGUUGCGCCAAAUGGGAAUCAUAAAGAACCUUCUCAAAUUAAUCGAGGUAGUGUUAUCAUUGAAGAACCACCUAAAAUUGAUCAAGGUAGUGAUAUAAUUGAAGAACCACCUAAAGUUGAUCAAAGUAGUGAUAAUAUAGUUGAAGAAGGAGCAGUAUCUAGAUUUCAAUAUCAUUCAUCUCCACAAUCAUCGCCAUUAAUUAAACAACCUGGAGAGUCUAGAAAUAUAGUUGAGAAAUUAUUACAGAAACGACAACAAGAAAAACAAAGAGUUGAAAAAGAUGAUUUAGAAAUACAAUAUGAUUUUGGUAUUGAAAGUCAACAUUCAAAAGGUAAAGAUGAAGAUGAAGAAAUGCAAUAUGAUUCUCACGAUCCACGAAUAAAAGCACGUAUUGAAAAGCACAUACGAGUCAGAGACCAACAAUAUAUUGAAAAAGCUCGAAAGAGAGAAGAUUCCGAAAUACAACAGCAAGAGUAUGGUUGGGGAAUGGAAAGUAAACGUUUACGAGGAUACUAUGAAGAUGAAGACAAAGAUAUGCAAGAUGUUACUCAAGAUUCACAAAGUAGUGGAAAUGAAGAGGAUGAUAUGCUUGAGGUUACUCAAGAUUCACAAAUGAGAGAAAAUGAGGGAAUCGAUAUACAAAAUGUUAUUCAAGAUUCUCAAAUAAGAGAAAAUGAGGCUAAAAAUAUACAAACUAUUGCUCAAGAUUCACAGAUGAAAGGAGCUGAAGAUGAAGAUAGUUUUAAAAUUAAAAAUUAUACUGAUGAUAGUCUUAGAGCUAUUGCUAAGACUACAGUUGAAAGAAGUUUUGUUGAAGAUUUAGUAUUUGGGAGCUCACCUUCAAAACCAUUACCUCAAGUUACAAAAAUUGAAUCAGUGGAUAAACAAGAAAAUAAUGAAUCGCCUUCAGAACCAUCACAAACAAAACCUGAGCCAGACGAUAAACAUGAAGAUAAUGAAUCACCUCCAAAACAAUUGAAACUAAAAAAUAUUGACCUUGUAGAUAAACAAGAAAAUAGUAAAGCAGAAGAAAUUGAAAAUGCACCUUCAAAACCACCACUAUUAACGACAACUAAGCCAGUAGACAAACAAGAAAAUAAUGAAUCAAUUGAAAAAGCACAACAUAAACAAAUAUUAAAAGAAGCAGCUAUGAGGAGAAAAAAAUUAGCUCGGGGUCAUCUUGAAUAUGGUCGAUUUACAGUUAGAUUAUUAGAUAGAUCAAGUUCAGAAGAAAUAGACACCAGUGAAAUACAACAAGAACAAGAUCAACAACAACAACUGCCAAAAUCAGAUGAAGAAAUUGAAAUUAGUGUAAUCCAGCAACAACGACCACAACCAGCAACAAAAUCAGUAUCAGAAAGUUAUAAAACAGCAGAAGAAGAAAUGGAUGAAGACAUAGAAAAUAGUGAUGAAGAUUUUUAUAAAGAUAUGAAAACAAAAAAAGAUGGAAUUAAAAAUAAACAACAUUCAGAUCAAAUAGAAGAAGAAAAUAAUGAAGUGGAUCAAAAAGACGGAGUUUCAAAUCAAGUAUCCGAUGGAGAUGUUUCAAUAUCACUUGCAUCAUCAACUCAAAUAAAAACAAGUAAUAUAAAUAAUCAUGAAACAAAAGCCGUUGAGAAUAUACAACCACCAAUUUUAAAAAAUCCAGAAAUAAACAAUCCAAAAUCAAACUCCGAAAUUAUUGGAAAACCCAAGAGAUCUAAAGCAAAUGCAUCAAAGGCCAGAAAGAAAGCUCGUCAAGCUAGAAAGAAAUAA
Molecule: messenger RNA, 3159 nt
Organism: Insectozyma verbasci
Lineage: Eukaryota; Fungi; Ascomycota; Pichiomycetes; Serinales; Debaryomycetaceae
Source: the annotation of a GenBank genome assembly